This is a messenger RNA of Schistocerca piceifrons (Central American locust), 1144 nucleotides long. Its product is annotated as juvenile hormone acid O-methyltransferase-like. NCBI's taxonomy places the organism in Eukaryota, Metazoa, Arthropoda, Insecta, Orthoptera, Acrididae. The coding region runs from base 74 to 934 and encodes 286 amino acids. The transcript has 6 exons. The record is from RefSeq and is a predicted model, not a curated record.
UACGCCGUCGGCAAGCCGUCUUGGGUGCUAUGAUGUACUCAAUCUGCAGCAAGUGGAUCAGUGUCCAGGAGUGAUGGACAAGCCUGAGCUGUACGGGAGGUACAGCGGUCCCAUCGAGGCGGCGGCGGCCAGGGCUCUGGACGAGGUGUGGCCGCUGCUGCGCUGGAGCAGGCCCGCGCUGCCCAUCCUCGACAUCGGCUGUGGACCCGGGGACGUGGCUGCCAAGGUGUUGGCGCCGUGGCUGCCGCGUGGUACGAAGAUCGUGGCGUGCGACAUCAGCGCCGAGAUGCUGCGCUACGCGCAGACCAACAACUCGCUGCCCGGCGUCGUAGCGUACGAGCGGCUGGACGUGACGGACGCGCUGCAGCUGGAGCAGAGCGGCGUGUGGCGGCGAGGGCCCUACUCCAAGGCGUUCGCCUUCCUGCUGCUCCAGUGGCUGCCCGACAACAGGCUCGCUCUUGGAAACAUCUACAAGCUUCUGGCACCUGGCGGAGAGGCCUUCUUCACGAUAAUCACAAAAAUUUGCUUAUACGAGGCGUAUGAGAAGAUGUCGCAAGAUCUGCGCUGGGAGCCGUACAUGAAGGACUGGCGGAACUUCGUGUCUCCUUACUGUCGCUCAGAGGACGCUGCCAAAGAUUUCCAAGAGCUGCUCCAGAGCGAGGGCUUCGAAGUGUUGUACUGUUCCGUGAGGCCUGAGGCGCUCGCCUUCGCUUCAGAGGAGCAGAUAAGAGUUGUGCUGAAGUCGGUGAAUCCGUUCGUGAAUCGAGUACCUGAGGACCAGAGAGCUGAGUUCCUGGAAGACGUCUUCCAGCGCUUCUGCCGGAUGGGUGGGAUGACAAAGGACGUGGACCCCAUGACGAGGGAGACCAAGUACAAUUACAACUACAUGUCGAUGUCGGCUUUGGCAAGAAAAGCCGCCAAACUUUGCCUCUGAUUCAAUGCUUCCUGCUGAGCACUAGCAACAAUACUUAUCUUGUCUAACGGGAGUACUAACUACACGCACGUUCUGAAAAUUAUUUGAACACGUUUCUUACGACAGGCCGUCAGUAUUGAAUAAAUAUGUUGUCAAUGAUAGUAUGUCGUUGUCUUUCCCAAUCAAUUAGCCAAAUGUUAAGUACAUUGCUUUCUACCCUAGUUAACUAGU